Molecule: messenger RNA, 1200 nt
Organism: Penicillium nucicola
Lineage: Eukaryota; Fungi; Ascomycota; Eurotiomycetes; Eurotiales; Aspergillaceae
Product: GPI-anchored transamidase
Exons: 1
Coding region: 1-1200 (399 amino acids)
Biological process (GO): attachment of GPI anchor to protein; protein localization to cell surface; proteolysis
Cellular component (GO): GPI-anchor transamidase complex
Molecular function (GO): GPI-anchor transamidase activity
Source: RefSeq, a predicted model, not a curated record
AUGGCUUUACUCUUUCGCUUUUUGCAGACCUUUGCUCUGCUCCUUCUGGUCAGCUCGGCAGUUGCUGAACACACCUCCAACUGGGCGGUACUAGUUUCGACCUCGCGCUUCUGGUUCAAUUACCGCCACCUCGCCAACGUCCUUUCAUUAUACCGAACUGUCAAACGCCUCGGCAUUCCCGACUCCCAAAUAAUUCUUAUGCUGCCCGAUGACAUGGCAUGCAACCCGCGAAACGCCUUUCCGGGAACCGUCUACAGUAACGCGGACCGCGCAGUCGACCUCUACGGAGAUAACAUCGAGGUGGACUACAGGGGCUACGAAGUGACCGUGGAGAACUUCAUUCGACUCUUGACCGAUCGCCUUGACGAGGACGUCUCACGUAGCAAGCGUUUGGGCUCCGAUGCUGGUAGCAAUGUCCUAGUUUACAUGACCGGACACGGCGGCGACCAAUUCCUCAAAUUCCAAGAUGCUGAAGAGAUCGGUGCAUGGGAUCUGGCAGACGCAUUUGGACAAAUGUGGGAGAAGAAGAGAUACCACGAAUUGUUGUUCAUGAUCGAUACUUGCCAGGCCAACACGAUGUACACCCAUUUCUAUUCGCCAAAUAUUGUGGCCACUGGCUCUAGCGAGCUUGAUCAGUCUUCCUACUCCCAUCAUGCGGACAACGACGUGGGUGUUGCUGUUAUUGAUCGUUGGACGUACUACGUCCUUGAAUUCCUUGAGACACAAGUCACAAGCGCCAACUCGAAGCUCAACCUGGGUGAUCUAUUCGAUUCAUAUGACGAAUCGAAGAUUCACUCCCAGCCAGGCGUCCGAUGGGAUCUUUUCCCAGGUGGCGAACAGGAGGGCCGUCUCCGAACUGUGGUUGACUUCUUCGGCAACGUUCAGAAUGUCGAGGUCGAGAACGCCAACGCUACUGAGCCCGGCUCUCUCAAGGAGGACCUAGCUGAGAUUAUGCGGCUGGUCGAGAAAUGGCAGAAGCGUGACGAGGAAUACUCUGCCAUCGUUGGCGAUUCCGCUCACAAUACCACCGAAGAAAUGCCUUCAUUGUCCCACGUGAACUUGGCCCCCAUGAAGACUGUUGGGUCAACCAAAAUGGCCGAAGACAGCAAUUGGGCUAAACAGCUGAUUGGUCUCUCUGUCCUUGGUGCAUGCACCGCAAUCUGGGCAGCGGGUUCCAUUCUAGGUCGUUCCGCUGUUUAA